CGACGAUCUCAAUGAAGCAUCGGACAGAUUGGCGAUACCCUGAUAUACGGAUUAUGGAGACUGCUUGGGCAACAAUAGAGCCAAUCACCAUGGAUUGACAGUCUUCGCCAUGGAUUUCUCUUCACCGCCGUCCUUUCCCUCCUCAUUCGAUCCCGCCGUUCAUCUCCAUUCAGAAGCAAACGACCCUCUACCAGCAAUUGUACAUCCAUCCAGCGAAGCCGACCGUCUCGAGGCCAUCCAACUUCAACGUGAGGAGGCGGCAGCACAGAAAUCUCGCCAAGGAAUCGUCAUUCAGCACCGGGCCUGGAAAUUAAAAGACGUGUUUAGGAGCGAGGACGACUACCUGCCAGAUACACCCAUAAAGAAAAGACUUCGGCUUGAUAACCCACUGCCAUUUCUUUCAUCUUCGUUGGAUACGCCUCCGCCUUCCUCUCCGCGACAAGCCAACAUGGCAUUAAUAUCUUCUCCAGUUGCUUUCCCUCCAAGCUCUUCGCCCCCUCCGCAGCAUCACAGACAUGUGACCCAAGACAAGAGGCCAUCAACGCAGACCACAACUGCACCGAAAACAAUGGCCGGGUUCAUUAUUGACGAUGAAGACGAUGAGGAUGGCUUUGAGGCUCUAAAAGAAAUGGAAACGACAGAUGUUUCUCGACCCAAAGACCAGGAACUGCAGCAUAAAUUGCACGACCAUCCUACCCAAAUAACCCCACCAAGUGAACCUGCCCGACCUGCCCCAUUUGGCAGGUUCGAACAACGUCGGGACGCCCAUAAACCUCAAACUACGCCAUCAUUCUUACCCAAACUUCCAUCGUUGUCGUCCAGAACUACCAUACCAAUACGAACAUGCUCUGGAAAGACGUACACGACGUUCCGCAAAGCUGCCACAAACCCAACGUCUUUCCAAGACAUGGCUGCAGCAAGAUCAACUACAGCGCCAGGUCGCGCAAAGAAGAGUUACUAUGGCAUCGACGUACAUCGGUUGAUUGAUGAAAAUACAGAAGAAGAUAAGAGGUCUGCACAAGAGUCAGCAGCGGCGGAAAAUAGCUCAGCGCGACCCUCGGUAGAGACGUCUCUUCCGCAACCUUCAACCGACAAAAGAGGCAGGACGAUGAUGUGGACCGAAAAAUACCGCGCAAAGAAAUUCACAGAACUUGUGGGAGACGAGAGAACACACCGGUCAGUGCUGUGGUGGUUAAAAAAAUGGGACCCGAUUGUCUUUCCGGGCUCAGCACGGCAUAAGCCUAUGUCAGCGAAAAUGCAAGCUGCCGCGGAGGAACGUUCUCAUCGGAAAAUUCUGAUGUUGACAGGCCCUCCAGGGCUGGGUAAAACUACCUUGGCCCAUGUCUGCGCGAGACAAGCUGGGUAUGAGGUUCUGGAAAUCAAUGCCAGCGACGACCGCAGUCGAGAUGUGGUCCGGGGAAGAAUUCGGGACAGCGUUGGCACGGAGAACGUGAAAGGGGUUGACGUGAAGACCGCAUCAGGAAAGGAGCGGCGAGCAGGCCGCCCAGUCUGCGUAGUGGUGGAUGAGGUGGACGGAGUUGUUGGCGGAAGCAGCGGCAGUGGAGGUGAGGGUGGUUUUGUCAAAGCUUUAAUUGACCUGGUUCUUCUUGACCAGAAAAAUAGCAACUCACUGGACCAAUCGAGCUCCUCCGCGAAUGGAAAAAAGAAAAAAGGAGACAGCUUCCGUCUGAUGAGACCCCUUAUACUCAUCUGCAAUGAUGUGUAUCAUCCAUCUCUACGCCCAUUACGACAGUCAAGCCUAGCUGAGAUUAUCCAUGUGCGCAAACCUCCUAUCAAUAUGGUCAUUCCUCGAGUGAAAACUAUAUUUGAGAAGGAAGGAUUCCCAUGUGACAGCGAUGCAGUUCGCCGACUGUGCGAAGCUACGUGGGGACUCAGGAGUAGAAGAGAAGGCGGAGGACCUAAUGACAGUGGCAGUGGUGAAGGCGAUUUACGUGGUGUUCUGGUGGUUGCAGAAUGGAUCGCUCGAAAGCUCAAGUCUACAGCCGAUCCUACACUGGUAGAGCCAAUGCGCCUGACAAAGAAGUGGGUAGAGCGACAUGUCAUCAACGAUCUUUCACAUGGCGGUGGCAGCGCUCGGGGUCUCGGUCGGGGCGGGGCUAGAGAAGUUGUCGAACGAGUAUUCCUCGAAGGUGCAGGGUUUCCAAAGCCUAUUGAUCCAGGCCACCCGAAGGAAGCCAAAUCAGCACCUGGUGGGAAAGUAGGAGUGGCAGAAGUGGGCAAACGAUACGCCAUGGAGCGAUUGCGCGAUAUGAUUGAUGCAAGCGGCGAAUACGACCGCGUCAUGACUGAGUGUUUCUCUGGUUACCCAACUCACCGCUUCCAGGACGACACCUUCCUUUCUAAGCCAAAUUCAGCUUAUGAUUGGCUACAAUUUCACGAUAUCAUGUCUUCCAAAGUAUAUACUAGCCAAGAAUGGGAGUUGAAUCCGUACUUGAGCCAGUCGGCGCUUGCAUUUCACUAUCUUUUUGCCUCUCCCUUGCGAGACCAGUCCUGGGCAGACUCAAGCUACGAGCGUGGGGCACGUGGAGGUGACGAUGAAUUGGUCGAACCUACUCCGUUCACCGGCCUUCGCGCGGACUUUGAAGCGUACGAAGCAGAGAAGCACAACCGCUCCGUCUUGCUAUCACUCCAAUCGGCACUCUCCCUGCCUCUUUUACGUUCAUUCCGGUCUCCGGAGUCAAUAUCUUCCGAGUUGCUUCCUUACUUAAUGCAGCUACUAACUCCGGACGUCAAGCCAGUAGUGGUCGGCGGCAGCGGCGACCAAAAGAGCGUAGCCUCCGUUCGCAAACAGAGUGAAAAGGAUAUGGUUGACCGGGCAGUCGAAGUAAUGGGCGGAGUAGGUGUUACAUUUCACCGAAGUAGAGUUGAGACUGAACAGGGCGGUCAUGGAGGGUUCAUUUAUCGAAUGGAGCCGCCAAUCGAUGCCCUUUGCUCUUUUGAGACAGCCUCUAGUUCGCUGCUUACUUCUGUCCCAACACGCUAUGCUGUCCGGCAAGUCCUUGAGCAAGAAUAUCAGAAAUACUUGGUCCGUCAAAACGCCGCGGCUCGACAAGCGCGAUACAAACGCGGUGGCCAUGACGACGACGAAGAACUUCCUUCAGAGUCGAAAUCCAAAUCCACCAAACAUGCAAAAGACAAGUCCGCGGCUUUACUCAGCGAAGCUAUCCAGAAUACAAAAGAACUCAAACGGGACUUUUUCGGCCGGAUCAUCAACGAAGCGAGGAAGCACACAGGCGCUCUUGCUCCUGGUCUGAAAGGAAUUGCUACCGAUGGGGAAGAUGAAGAGAAUGCUUCAGGCACAGGUGCAGAGAAUAGAAAGAAACGACGCAAGUCUAAGCAUUCCGGAGAAGACGGUUCGCCUGCAGUUGCGGAAACACAGGAGAAUAAAGUGUGGGUUAGUUUUCAUGAAGGGUUCUCAAAUGCGGUCAGAAAGCCAGUUACCCUGGCGGAUUUGCUCAGUGAGUUAUAGAUGGUAGUUCAGUGCGGGCUAUAUCGCAUAUAUAAAAUUUAAUAGAUUUGCGGAGACCUAUUCAUUUUAAAUAUUCGCCUACUGGCAUUACAUUUGUUCCUGCGUUGUAUGACCAGUCGCAGAUACGGCGGUGAACAUAGACAUAGCAGUUGCAAAAUAUGGG
Molecule: messenger RNA, 3653 nt
Organism: Xylona heveae TC161
Lineage: Eukaryota; Fungi; Ascomycota; Xylonomycetes; Xylonales; Xylonaceae
Exons: 4
Coding region: 110-3490 (1126 amino acids)
Cellular component (GO): nucleus
Molecular function (GO): DNA binding; ATP binding; ATP hydrolysis activity
Source: RefSeq, a predicted model, not a curated record